This is a messenger RNA of Linum tenue, 198 nucleotides long. NCBI's taxonomy places the organism in Eukaryota, Viridiplantae, Streptophyta, Magnoliopsida, Malpighiales, Linaceae. The record is from the annotation of a GenBank genome assembly.
AUGUUCAGCACGGAUUCUUAUAGUACUGUUCGAGGAGUCGAUAAACUAAUUCCUGUAGAUGUCUAUUUGCCGGCCGUUAUAGAUGCUAUAACAAAACUUCGUAAAAAACUAUCUCGCGAAAUUUAUGAAGAUCAAAUUAAGCCUCAACAGGGGAAUCAGUCUCAAGCAAGUCCAAGGCAAGUAGGAGAAUCUUUCUAA